Messenger RNA from Pteronotus mesoamericanus, 1107 nucleotides. It is a transcript of the gene CCN4, whose product is annotated as cellular communication network factor 4. The record is from RefSeq and is a predicted model, not a curated record. Gene Ontology annotation, biological process: signal transduction; cell adhesion. The transcript has 5 exons. Lineage: Eukaryota; Metazoa; Chordata; Mammalia; Chiroptera; Mormoopidae. Bases 1 to 1107 code for a protein of 368 amino acids. Gene Ontology annotation, molecular function: integrin binding; heparin binding. Gene Ontology annotation, cellular component: extracellular matrix; extracellular region.
AUGAGGUGGUUCCUGCCCUGGACGCUGGCAGUAGUGACCGCAGCUGCCGCCGCGGGCGGCGCCCUGGCCACGGCCCUCUCUCCAGCCCCCACGGCCAUGGCCUUCGCCCCGGCACCCCCGGAGGACACGACUUCACGCCCCCAAUUCUGCAAGUGGCCAUGUGAGUGUCCGCCGUCCCCACCCCGCUGCCCGCUGGGCGUCAGCCUCAUCACCGACGGCUGCGAAUGCUGUAAGGUGUGCGCCCAGCAGCUCGGGGACAACUGCACAGAGGCGGCCACCUGUGACCCCCACCGGGGCCUCUACUGCGACUACAGCGGGGACCGCCCGAGGUACGCAAUAGGAGUGUGUGCACAGGUGGUCGGCGUGGGCUGCGUCCUGGACGGGGUUCGCUACAGCAACGGCCAGUCCUUCCAGCCCAACUGCAAGUUCAACUGCACAUGCGUGGACGGCGCGGUGGGCUGCACGCCGCUGUGCCUCCGCGUGCGCCCGCCGCGCCUCUGGUGCCGCCACCCCCGGCGGGUCAGCUUGCCCGGCCGCUGCUGUGAGCAGUGGGUGUGCGACGAUGACGCCAGGAGGCUGCGCAAGACAGCGCCGCGCCACGCGGGAGCCCUCGCGGCCGCGGGCGAGCUCGAGCCCUGGCACCGGAACUGCAUAGCCUACACGAGCCUCUGGAGCCCCUGCUCCACCAGCUGUGGCCUGGGCAUCUCCACGCGGGUCUCCAGCGCCAACGCCCGCUGCUGGCCCGAGCAGGAGAGCCGCCUCUGCAACCUGCGGCCCUGUGACGUGGACCUCCGGCCCCGCAUCAAGGAAGGGAAGAAGUGUCUGGCUGUAUACCAGCCAGAGGCGCCCAUGAACUUCACCCUCGCCGGCUGCACCAGCACACGCGUCUACAGGCCCAAGUACUGUGGGGUCUGCACGGACAACAGAUGCUGCAUCCCCUACAAGUCCAAGACCAUCAGCGUCUCCUUCCAGUGCCCCGACGGGCCUGGCUUCUCCCGCCAGAUGCUAUGGAUUAACGCCUGCUUCUGCAACCUGAGCUGCAGGAACCCCAACGACAUCUUUGAGGACUUGGACUCCUACCCUGACUUCUCAGAAAUCGCCAACUAG